This is a messenger RNA of Helianthus annuus (common sunflower), 1526 nucleotides long. Its product is annotated as E3 ubiquitin-protein ligase Praja-2. The record is from RefSeq and is a predicted model, not a curated record. Gene Ontology annotation, molecular function: ubiquitin protein ligase activity. Bases 224 to 1369 code for a protein of 381 amino acids. Gene Ontology annotation, cellular component: cytoplasm. NCBI's taxonomy places the organism in Eukaryota, Viridiplantae, Streptophyta, Magnoliopsida, Asterales, Asteraceae. Gene Ontology annotation, biological process: protein ubiquitination. The transcript has a single exon.
AGAUUUGUGUGUUUUCAGUGAAAUUCACACCCCUAAUGGAUAUCAUAAUGCAUAUGAAAGAAAAGUAAAAAAAUUGAAAAGAAAAAUAUGAAAGAGACGAAGACUUGAACACACAAUUGUCAAAGAGCGUGUGCAAGAAGCCCUUCUUCCUCAAUUCAUCAAUCAUCAUCCAAAUUAGGGCUAAUAACUUCAAUCACAACAAACCUUCAAUCAACCUCCAUUGAUGGCGGACAUUUCAAACCUCCAAUCUCCACACACACCACACCACCAUACACUCGAACAACAACCACAAAUCUCAUCCGCACAAACCCUAGCCAACAAUUCCGUUGAUAUUGUCAACGCGAACGAUCAACAUGCUCCCUACAUCUUCAACUUCGAUCCGUUUUCUCCUCAUAAUUCAUCGUUUUUCGCGCCUUAUUCAUCGUCUUCGUAUCGUCAGGUAAACUCGAAUACAUGUUCUUCUUGUUGUUCAUCUGAACCUGAAUUGGAAUCAGAAUCGGAAUCGGAAUCGGAUUGUUUAGAUUCAACUGUUUAUCCUGAUUGUUUGUAUGGACACGAUGAAGAGUACGAUCAAAUGGAUUAUAUUACCGAUUUAUUCGACUCUCGUGGAGAAAUUGAACGUGAAUUUAGUCGUGGAGAAACGGAUUUCAUUGAUCCAGGAACUAAUGUUUCUGAAGGUGAAUAUUUCGUUUCGAAUAAUAUCGAGGAGCUAGGGUUAGGGUUACGAGUUGCGAGUAUCGAGUCUGAUUCGGAUACAGAAGAGUUACUGUUAGGUGAAGUUGCUGAGCAAAAUGAUGAUAGGAUUGAAAGAAGUGAGUUGAGUUUUGAUACGGAUAGGGUUGACGAAAGAGAUGGAUCGAUCUCGGUGAUUGAUAGGAUUGAAGAGAUAUCGGUUUCAUCGGAUGGAGAGGCGACUGUUGGAGUUUUGGAAUGGGAGAUUUUAAUGGCUGUUAAUAAUUUGGAAAGGGAUCUUGAGUUUGCAACGGAUGGUGGUGAAGGGUUUGUAUACACGGCUGAGUUUGAUACUUUGAUUGGUCAGUUUAUGGAGACGGUUAGAGCUUUGAGAGGUGGUCCUCCAGCUGCUAAAUCUGUUAUAGAUAAUCUUCCGUUGGUGGCGGAUGCGAAAGAAGGUGAUGAUGAAAUGUGUGCGGUUUGUAAAGAUGAGAUUUCGAUGGGGGAGAAAGUGGCGCAGCUUCCUUGUAGACACGUUUAUCAUGGUGAGUGUAUUGUUCCUUGGUUGAGCAUUCGUAAUACAUGCCCCGUUUGUCGUUUUGAGUUGCCUACGGAUGAUGUUGAUUAUGAGAGAAGCAAGAACAGGGAGAAUGAUGAUGAGCUGCGAGUCGGGUAUGGUUUUGAUCUUUCACCUUGACACCAUAAUGUUAUAUAUGAUACAUGUAAAUAGCUUAAUGUAAGUUAUGUUAUGCAAAAGAUUGCAUUCUUUGCUGUUGUGAAAUGUGGAUUGUCUCUUUCUCCGUCUAUAAUACUCAGUGUUAUAAUCUUAAUGAAAAUAAAUGGAAGUUCAUGCA